CACUCUUUGUGUUUUAUCCACUCCGUUAGAAAACACACGUAUUCAGCAAAAUUUAUUAUCAAACAUAAUAACACAAAAGGGUAGUACUUUUGUAUUCACUUUCCGAACAAAAUUUGUUUCCAUUACCUCCCAUAGAAUUGGGUGGAAGUGACGUUUCAGAAUCCGGAUGUGAGAUUAGGUCGGUAAAUUGCAGACUGUACAAGAAUAAAAUCACCGAAAGUCAGUAGCAAAAGGUGAUUUUUGUAUAUUGUUCGUUUGGAUCUCACCUUUUUUGGAUUAAUUGAUUCAUCUCCUAUUCUGAAUCUGUUGUCUGUGGUCGAUUACAAACAUUUUCAAGAUGUAUGAGUGCUAGGAGAAUUAAGAAGCGUGGUGUUGCAGCCUCGUGUUUCCCAAGAGAACAUUUAUUUUUUUUCCCUUCUGCUAAUUCUUGCAUAUCAUACAAUGGAAACCAGCACCACUAUUAUUCCAAUCUGGCAGAGUAGACCAUAUGGUGCUUCACGUAGUUUUGUUCGAAUGAUAGGAUCCACAUUACCAUUGAAGCCUUGUCCCAGAGCUUGCUUUCAGGUUCUUGAAAGUUUAACAUCUAUGCGCUCGGGCAGUGCUCCCAUAGUCCCAACUCUUGCCGAUGUUGCUUGGAUUGCAUCAGAUGAAGAAGAAACGUAUGCUAGGGUUCGAACAGAUCACAGGCCUCUGAAGCAUCACUGGACACCGACCCCGUUGCUGGUAAUGCACAGAAAUUCCUCUGUUCCCAAUCUCCGGUUAGAUGAGAGAAAAAAGGAAAAUGUGAAGACUGCUGGUUUGACGGCCUUGAAUCGAACUUCAGCACUUCAGGAUGAGCUCAGUCGCUUGAGAGCACAGAUUGCCCGGAUUGUGGCUGCUGAUGCUGCCUCUGACUCUGUGACACCAGAGCUCUUGUCGCCUGAUGAUUGCUCCUUGGCUUCUUUUGAGGCAGCGUCAUUUCAGCCUGCCUCAUUUGUAAUCAGUGACAUAACAGAGGAAUCUGAUGAAGAGUCCCAAGGAGUCCCGUUGUCCUUCUCUGGAAUGUGCUCAUCAACGUUUGACUUCAAACCAGGACUUAAUGACAAAGUUAUUGCAGAGGAGGAAGAUGAUGAUACAUUACCUCUCUCAAAGUCGAGCAGCUUUGCGGACAUGAUGGACAUGCUGAAGGACAUCAACAAGAUGAAAUUAAAUAAGGACUGGUCUGGCAGGGGCUGCAGAUCACUUCAGGAUGAAGAUUCGGCUGUCCUUAUAUCGAAAGCUCUGAGGAAGAAGUUUGUUCUUACGGAUGAAGAGACAGUAUUGAAGACUAAAUGAUUGUUACAUUUUUUUUGAGAGAUCCUCGCUGUGUGUGAACUCUCAAUGACUCUCAGUAUAGACAUUUUUUGACAGUCUACUUCAGUCUUUGGAUGCCAGCUGCUGUUACAUACACUGUUAAGGAUCAGCAUUUCAAUUACAGUUGCCAGUGCUUGCCUAAUGACUGCUGUACACAUGGCUACAGUGUGUGGUCCCACUGAACUGAAGAUGUGAAGUGUGAUCCUCUUCACUACAAGUCUGUGCCUUACACAAUAGUGUUCACACUGUACUAGCUAGCUAUGUAUCACUUUUUAUCUUUCCUUGUAUAACUGUGCAUUAAUGGUCGAAACAGUUGUCAUGGGAUUCGAUUUUGCAAGACUGGUCCCAAUGACAAGUGCAUUCUUUUUUUUAAGUUCUAAGUUUUGAAUGAAAAUGUCCACGUGUGUUUUUUUUUUUUUUUUUCAGUUUCAUGCAGUACUGAACUAAGGAGUUCUUACGUUUGGUAUUUUUGAGCUUUUUGUCCAUUGUUUGCAGAUGAAAGAACAUGUUACUUAUUUUAACUAUAAACUGUAGUCUGAAAUGAUUAUACUCCUGCAGGCAUGAUCCAUAUGUGUAGGAAGAAACUGUAUAAUUAUUCAUAUUCUGAAAACAUUGGAAAUGCUUUUCAGACUUUGUUUUGCAUACAAUUCAGGAAUCCUAAUAGUAGUAUUUAUCAACAAAUUGAACCCACUGCAUUUUUUAGAAAUGUUGUGAUGGAGCAUUAGAUUACUAUCUGGCAAAAUGUUAUAAUAGCAACUUCUUGUUCUUGUCAAGAUCCCAUGAAGUGGCUGCUGCUGUAGUCUGCCUUUGAGUUCAUUGUUUCAGGGUAUCCUGCUGUCAGUACUAAAGACUUAACUUCGAAUGAUGAUUUGUGGACAUACAGAUUGUUGGUGAACAUUAUUGUGUUUUCUUUCCCUUUUGAUCUGUGAUUUGUGUGGCAAGUUGUAGCAUGAAGAAAAUUACAGUUGGCUUUUCAGGCUGUUCUUAGAUUGCACAGUGCCUAGUUGUAUAUCAAGACACACAGCCUAAAUAAUGUCUGAUGGAGGGUCUCCCCCUGUGUCCCCUUUUUUUCUGGCAGUACCCGUUAGGAUUGCUGCAUCUUAGGGCAAAGAGAUGCAGUUGAGUUGAACUUUUGUAUUUUAAGCAGUGGGGGGGGGGGUUUGAUGUUUUUAUGCUGUAAUAGCACCUAUGCAUUUAUUGUGGUAGUUAUGAGUAUUAUGGAGUAGUAGCUAUGAUCUGUAAUGCCAUGUAAGGUUUCCGUUUUUAAUUGGAAAAGGCAGGUCUGUAUUUACAGAGGGGAGGGUCCAUUUAGUUCCCAUGUCUCCGACAUAUGAUGUGCAGGUGGCUUAAAUGUUCAGUAUUUUGCCCAUUGUGUACUUUCUGUAAUGUGAUCGGAGCCAUCGCUUAACCAUGGGAUCACUUUUUAUCUGGACUUUUGCAGUCAUCUCAUAUUGAGGGUAGUAGCCCAGAGACGCAUUAUAUACAGAUGUUGAAACGUGGAGUGUAUGUCUAUAAUGUGUACUGUUGACAUUGUUCAAUUACUAGUUUUCCUUCCUGAUUAAAAUCAAUUACCUGAUUUGUUUUUAUUUUGUGAAAAAAUAAAAUAUUCCAGUUUUUA
Protopterus annectens (West African lungfish) is the source of this 2950-nucleotide messenger RNA. RefSeq names its product mitochondrial fission regulator 1 like (gene MTFR1L). The transcript has 8 exons. NCBI's taxonomy places the organism in Eukaryota, Metazoa, Chordata, Ceratodontiformes, Protopteridae. The coding region runs from base 442 to 1314 and encodes 290 amino acids. The record is from RefSeq and is a predicted model, not a curated record. Gene Ontology annotation, cellular component: mitochondrion. Gene Ontology annotation, biological process: aerobic respiration; mitochondrial fission.